Messenger RNA from Paramecium tetraurelia, 1344 nucleotides. RefSeq lists its product as uncharacterized. The record is from RefSeq and is a predicted model, not a curated record. Gene Ontology annotation, biological process: protein phosphorylation. Lineage: Eukaryota; Ciliophora; Oligohymenophorea; Peniculida; Parameciidae. The transcript is spliced from 3 exons. Gene Ontology annotation, molecular function: protein kinase activity; ATP binding.
AUGUUAAAAAACUUCAUUGUAUAUGAGAAGUUGGGAGAAGGAUCGUUUUCUACAGUGUUGAAAGUUAAAAGAUAAUCGGAUCAACAGGAGUAUGCGAUGAAGAAAGUAAGGAUGGGGCAAUUAAAAGAAAAAGAGAAAGAGAACUCUUUGAAUGAAAUUCGGAUAUUGGCUAGCAUUUAACAUCCAAAUAUAAUAGCCUAUAAAGAAGCAUUCUAUGAUGAAUAAUCUUAAUGUUUGUGCAUUAUAAUGGAGUAUGCAGGUUAAGGAGAUUUACAAUAACAUAUCUAAUAGCAACUUAAACAAAAGCAAUACUUCUAGGAAAUAGAAAUCUGGAAGAUGAUUUACUAAGUCUUACUAGCUUUGCGAACGUUACAUCAGAUGAAGAUAUUACAUCGAGAUUUAAAGUCAGCCAAUGUAUUCCUUCAUGAAAGUAACUACAAACUUGGUGACAUGAAUGUUUCUAAGGUGGCCAAAAAGGAUUUAGUAUAUACUCAAACAGGAACUCCAUAUUAUGCCAGUCCUGAAGUUUGGAGAGAUUAGCCUUAUGAUGCCAAAAGUGAUAUCUGGAGUUUGGGUUGUGUGGCAUACGAGAUGGCUGCACUUAAACCUCCCUUCAAAGCCAAAAAUAUGGAAGGCUUGUACAAGAAAGUCUAAAGAGGAUUAUUCGAACGAAUUCCCUCUAAAUUCAGUGGAGAAUUGAUGACUAUUAUUGGAUUAUGUUUACAAGUCCAAAGCAAAUCUAGGCCGUCUUGUGCUCAAUUGCUAGCCAAUCCUAUUCUAUUGAGGAAUGCUCGACAAUUCAUUACUGAAAGCAGAAUUUCAUAAUAAACUUAGUCAUCCCAUAAUGGUUCCAUGAUGCUUCUAUAAACUAUUAAACUACCGAAGAACUUGAAGCUACUUAAAGAGAAACUUCCUAAAUCACAAUACCUUAUCGAAAGUGGCAAUAAAUCUUAUGAUGAAUCUUUAGUAAAUAGGUCCUUUCUACCUAAAAUUCAAAAUCAAAAAGAGAUUAGACACAAUGGUUCUGUUCCACCUCUAAAAAGUGAUAGCUAUCUCUAGUAAUACUAGUCAUACUAACCAACAUAAAUCAAUUCCUUAAAUGAUGAUAAACCUAAACACAAUGGCAAUUCAGUCUAAAUACUAGAGAUGGAAAGAAUCAGACAGAAGAAGUUACUUGAAAAAUAACAAAAUCUCAAGAUAAGUGUUAUUCAAUAGAAUGCUAUACCCUACAUCAAUAGUUCAUCUUCUUAAAUUCAAAAUCUGUAUUAAAACAAACUGUCUAAUCAUGACUAAAAUCAACAAAAACACUACUCUGAAGCUCCUAAACCCAUUUGGUGGGGAUGA